Molecule: messenger RNA, 717 nt
Organism: Leptonychotes weddellii (Weddell seal)
Lineage: Eukaryota; Metazoa; Chordata; Mammalia; Carnivora; Phocidae
Source: RefSeq, a predicted model, not a curated record
UGCUUCUCCUUGCUUGCCGAUAACCUGAGACCGAGGGAGGAGGUGGGUCUGUGGUGUCCCAGGAUGCUGGACUCCUCAGGGGCAGAUGCGAUGACCCAACUGACCCUGAAACUCUUGGAGAAGAAACUGGAGCAAGAGUGUGACAAUGUGGAAGGGGAUUCUGAAGAACCCCACCUCGUACCAGGAAACAAGGACAGGCUGGAUGCAGCCCUGCUGGGUGCUCUGAGGAGGAGGCAAGAUCUUCUGCAGAGACUCUGGGAACAGCAUCUCCUAGAGGAGGGCUCCCAGGCCCAGGCGCGGAGCGGGGUGAACAGAGGAGGAGCCCGUGGGUCAGCGCUGCCCCCAGAGGGGCCCCCCAUGGGCAUCUACCCCGCCGCCUCCCUGCCCCUGCCAGCCCUGGAGCCACCACGGAUUAUCCAACACUCAGCCCCCCAGCCUCCUGCCACCAUCAUUCAACAGCUACCUCAGCAGCCCCUCAUCACACAGAUUCCCCCUCUCCAGGCCUUCCCCACUCAAAGAGCAGGAAGUAUUAAGGAAGACAUGGUGGAGAUGAUGCUGAUGCAGAACGCACAGAUGCACCAGAUCAUUAUGCAAAACUUGAUGCUCAAAGCCCUGCCCUCAUCAGCGUUUUUGCCCUCCGGGGGAUCACAGGCCGCCCCCCUGCAUCCCACCCCUCAGGUAGGCUCAGCUGGGGACAGGCACGGAGAUGAGGAAUGA